UAGUUAUCGGGCUAAAUAAUCCAUAAUAAUGAAGCAUGAGACCGGUGACGUAUUUUUUACGAUGUAUGUUUACGACGAUGCGCGUUCCAAAACAGAGUUUCGUCACGGGCAAGGUUGAACAACGAUUACGUAAGAAUGAGUGCGGGCGAAAGAGCGUUUAGGAAUAGACUCCUUCUCUCUCGGAUCUCGGAUAACACAUUUCGCAGAAUGAUAGGGAGCUCAUGGCAAAACCAUCUUAGGUCAAACUCGUAUUUUCCCGCGGCUUAACCUUAAUCCGGCGAUUAACGUGAUUUCAGUGAUAAGAUAUGUUACCUCGCAUCGCAAGAUGCAACAAGAAUCUUUGAAUUCCGGCAGGACAGCAUGGAAUCCCUUCGAUAUAUUUCAAUGUGACACGUGUUGCGAGUACGCGGUGAUCGUGCUGAAUCGUCCCAUAUAUUGGAAGCAUGAUAUUAUGCUCCGAUUCUGGCAGAAAGCUCAAAUCACGGUCACCGUCGACGGCGGAACUCACAGAUGGCUAAAGUAUUUGGAAGAGCACGGGAUAGAUUUGUCGAACGACGAGCACAAGCAAUACAUACCUGAUCUUGUUACGGGAGAUAUGGAUAGUUGUCCGCCUAAUAUAAUUGAAAAAGUGAAAAAUAUAGGAUCUACCAUUGUUAAGACACCUGAUCAAAACCAUACGGAUUAUACUAAAGCCUUGUUACAAGUUGCGCACUAUGCCAAGACGAAGAAUAUAAAUUUAGGUGAAAUAUACGUGCUUGCAGAAACAUCAGGCAGAUUUGAUCAUAUCAUUGGCAAUAUUAAUACAUUGUACAAAAGUGACAAGCUUGUGGGAAAUGUACAGGUAAUACAAAUUGCAAGCAAUUCUUUAACGUGGUCCUUAAAACCUGGUUUACACACUAUAUAUAUACCAGAGAUUUUAGUAAAACAACACUCCUGGUGUGGUUUACUACCAUUUGGGCGUCCAGUUAAUUGUAUAUCAACAUCUGGCUUGAAAUGGAAUUUAAAUAACACAACUAUGCAAUUUGGUGGUUUAGUUAGUACUUCGAAUACAUAUGAUAAUUUGACAUCUGAAGUGACUAUAAAUACAGAUACAAUGGUAAUUUGGACUAUGGGUAUAGAACCUUUUAUGGGGACUGUAAAUAAUGAAGAAAUUACUUCAUCAAUAGAUAACAAGUAAAUAAGUAUUUCAAAUUAUCAAGCAUAUGACACAUUAAGGUAGAAAUGCUCAAUAUUAAGUUUAAAGUACUAAACAUUUUUUAUUUAAAUAGUAACAGUAAAUUAAUUUGCCUGAAAUUGAAUUUGGAUUAUGCAAAUUUUAAA
Camponotus floridanus (Florida carpenter ant) is the source of this 1320-nucleotide messenger RNA. RefSeq names its product thiamin pyrophosphokinase 1. The record is from RefSeq and is a predicted model, not a curated record. NCBI's taxonomy places the organism in Eukaryota, Metazoa, Arthropoda, Insecta, Hymenoptera, Formicidae. The transcript has 5 exons. The coding region runs from base 326 to 1177 and encodes 283 amino acids. Gene Ontology annotation, biological process: thiamine metabolic process; thiamine diphosphate biosynthetic process. Gene Ontology annotation, molecular function: ATP binding; thiamine diphosphokinase activity; thiamine binding.